AUGGGCGCUUAUCAGUCCAAGCCAACGGCGGCCGAGAGGGCCAUUAUUGACCGUCUCCGAACGCUUGACAUCGAGAAGAAGCAGGCCGCCAACGACGAUGGGUACGUCGAGGUCGACGACUUCGAGUCGUCCGGCUCACUCAACGAGAAGACCCUCAGUGCCCUGAGGCGGCCUCCCACCACUCUCGACGUCUCGCAGCUCGAGAACUGGCAGACCAAAUUGCUGGAGGACCCUAAGAACAGGCUCGCCCUCUCAGCCCUCUCCGCAGCCAACCCGCGCGAUGUCCUGACAUCCCGUGCGGCCAAGAUUUCCUACCAGCAAGUCUACAACAUCAGGAUCCCCUUCGAGGGCGCCCCUAUCACAAAUCAGCGGUCCUCAGGCAGGUGCUGGCUCUUCGCCGCGACCAACGUCUUCCGCGACAAGCUUGAGAAGGCGAACUACUUCUUAGAGCAGAUUAUCGACACUGCGGGUGAGGAGCUCGACUCGCGGCUCGUGCAGACACUGGUCCACGCCCCGCUGUCCGACGGCGGCCAGUGGGACACGGUCUAUAAUCUCGUCGCGAAGUAUGGCCUCGUGCCCCAGGUGCUGUACCCAGCCGAUUCCUUCAACGCUAUGUCGUCCAGUAUCAUCAACUCUAUUAUCUUUACCAAGCUCCGCGAGGACGCACUCAUCUUGCGCAACCUGCUCAAGUCCCCCUCCGCUACGUCCUCCAGCGUUGCGGCCGCGAAGGCAAAGAUGGUCAAGGAGAUCCACACGAUCUUGACCCUGACCCUCAGCCCGCCCCCGGCAGCCACUGAGGAGUUCACGUGGCAGUAUGUCGACAAGAGUGGCAAGGCCAAGGAGGUCACGACCACCCCGAUCGACUUUGCCGCCGAUAUCUGGUCCUCCGAAUACCGCGUCACGUCGUCCGUCAUCGCCGGGCUCGAUCAGCCUGGUACACGAUCCACGAUGGAUGAGUUCGUCUAUCAAGCAGUGGUAGACCCGAAAUUUCUCAGCAAGGACGUGCGCAAUGUUCUUAACAAGGAGCCCAUCGUGCUACCUCUGUGGGACCCCAUGGGAGCUCUGGCUUAG
This is a messenger RNA of Diaporthe citri, 1071 nucleotides long. RefSeq lists its product as uncharacterized. Lineage: Eukaryota; Fungi; Ascomycota; Sordariomycetes; Diaporthales; Diaporthaceae. Gene Ontology annotation, molecular function: cysteine-type aminopeptidase activity. The transcript has 5 exons. Gene Ontology annotation, cellular component: cytoplasm. The record is from RefSeq and is a predicted model, not a curated record. The coding region runs from base 1 to 1071 and encodes 356 amino acids. Gene Ontology annotation, biological process: L-homocysteine catabolic process; proteolysis; response to toxic substance.